UACUUAUUGGCCUUAAAAAAAGUAAAGUUUUAAUCCCUUCGAAUCUGGACUGUUGAUCAUCAUCGGGACAUAACAAAGGAAAAAAUAAUAAGUGUAGGCCUUCUCAAUUUGUUCAUCUCUCGAAUCACGAAUUUAAUCCCUAGAACAUCGAUACCAAUACGAUUCUCGCUCGUAAUUUUGUUUCUAUGGUGAGAAAAUGUUGUAAUUCAAUUUUCGCCCUUUUUUGUCGAGGCAAAACCCAAACCCUAACCCUAACCCUAAUCGUUUAUACUCGGUUUGUAUUCUGAUUAUUUUGUUUUUCUCCAUUUUAUGGACGCGGAAAAGCUCGUACUGAGCGAAGCAAACCCUAGUGUGAUUGCUUUCCCGCCCGAGCAGCCGCGGGCACUGAUUAGCAUCAACGGUUUCUGUUCCGGUGCCAAGGCAAUGCCCAAUGAGCUUGCUCAGAAGUCUCCGCCUUCCGUUGUCGACAAGUUUAAAGCGCUGUUAAAGCAACGGGACGACGACUUGAGGGUUUCGGCGGAGGACGAGGUUUCGUUGCCAAGAACGGAGGAAAUUGUGCAGCUUUAUGAGUUGGUCUUAUCGGAACUAUCAUUCAAUUCCAAGCCCAUCAUUACGGAUCUUACUAUCGUCGCCGGCGAUCAAAAAGAGCACAGCAAGGGCAUCGCUGAUGCAAUAUGUGCUCGUAUUCUUGAGGUUCCUGUUGAGCAAAAACUGCCUUCAUUAUAUCUUUUGGACAGUAUAGUUAAGAAUAUAGGUCGUGAAUAUAUCAAGUAUUUCUCUUCCCGUCUACCUGAGGUCUUCUGUGAGGCAUACCGACAAGUUCACCCUUCUCAGCAUGCUGCCAUGCGUCACCUCUUUGGCACUUGGUCAUCAGUAUUUCCAUCUUCUGUUCUAAACAAGAUUGAGGAACAACUGCAAUUUUCUCCAUCUGUAAACCAACAAUCAUCAAGAAUGCCUCCGCUGAGAGCUUCAGAAUCUCCUCGACCAACUCAUGGCAUACAUGUAAAUCCAAAGUAUUUGCGUCAGAUGGAACAUUCAGCUGCAGAAAGUCACAUUCAGCAGGCAGGCAUGACUUCAGCUCUGAACAUAUAUGCUCAAAAACCUGGCAUAGGAGCAAUUGGUAGAGAUGAUGAACUUGGUAAAUGGCAGAGAAAACAGUAUCAUAAUCAGAAUCAGCUUGAAAAUUCUGCAGCAUACAAAGUCAGUAAUGGACGCGAGCAUCAAGGACCAAGGGCUUUAAUUGAUGCAUAUGGAAGUGACAACAGAAAAACAACUUUAAGUGAUAGGCCUUUGCAGGUUGAGCGUAUUGAAGCAAAUGGUUUGGACCAUAGGGCUUCUUCAAUGUCGUGGCAACAUACUGAAGAAGAAGAGUUUGACUGGGAAGAUAUGAGUCCAACUUUAGCAGCAGAUCGUGGUAGGACUGGAGAAUUCUUGCCAUCUUUGAGAAGCUUUAAAGCAAGGCCAAAUUUUUUAGCACCAAGAACUACCAAUGUGGAGUCUGAUACCCGGAACAGUUGGUCAAUUCAGGCGCAGCUACCUGCAGCAGAUGAUUCCUCUGUUGCUCUGGAAGAUGCAGUCCCUUCCGUUGGUUUUGGUCGUGGGUUGCCGGGUAAAAUAUCUCGAUUCCAAGAUGAGACAAAUCACAGUCUAGUUCCUCGUUAUCCUCAAGAACACUGGAAUAUGGCUCACCUCUCUCAGACUUCGCAACACCAUUCCAGAGGUAGAGGCCGGAACUUCCAAAUGCCCAUACUUUCAAGUGGAGAUAACAAGUCCCUCUUCAUCGACAAGCUCCCAGAUGCCAAUACACAACUUCAUGGGCCCUCAACUGUAGUUUCAAGAAUGGGUUCUUCUACUAUAGACUCCUUUAAUGGCGAAUCUCGAUCAGUUGCUGCAUCAUCACUGGUGCCAAGGCCUUCAGUACAUAUGCAUAAUCCGAAUGUGCCAAUGCAUCCCGUUUUGCCAUUGCGAAACCAGAAGGUUCCGUAUGAUUUUACUAAUUCAAGCAAUACUCUCAACAAUCAACGCCUAAAUAAGACUUCUUAUGGUUUUGACAACAAGGAGCUGGGUUUAACAAAGCUGCCACAGUUAUCUUACCAGAAUGUUUCUAUUGCUCAUGCAAACCAGCAAAACCAGAUGCAGAAUCCCUUACAACCACAACUUCUUCCAACACAGAAUGGCCGUGAUAGUUUCCUUAACUCUAUGGGUGCUCCUUUGCCACCUCAUUUGGUGAAUCCAAACUUGGAUCGCGGAUACAAUUCACGAGGAUAUGCUGCUGCUGCCAGUACUAAUCUGCCAAACCCUGUACCUCUUGGACAAUUGAACUUACCAUCCAACAAUAUUGUGAAUGGCUCUUUGCAAUUACAGGGUGGAGGCCUACCACCUUUGCCAUCCGGACCCCCUCCUACUUCAUUGCAAGCAAUUCUGCCUUCUCACAAUGCUGGUCCGGCUGUCUCUGGCCAACCACCAGGGAGUGCAUUCUCUGGUUUGAUUGGUUCUCUAAUGGCACAAGGAUUAAUCUCAUUGACAAAACCUACUCCUGUACAGGAACCUGUGGGACUUGAGUUUAAUGUGGACCUUCUUAAGGUGCGUCAUGAAUCUGCAAUAAAUGCUCUCUAUACUGAUCUGCAAAGACAAUGCACAACCUGUGGCCUCCGAUUUAAGAGCCAAGAAGAACACCGUAGUCAUAUGGAUUGGCAUGUGACCAAGAAUCGUAUGUCUAAGAACCGCAAGCAGAAGCCUUCUCGUAAGUGGUUUGUAAGUGCAAGUAUGUGGCUUAGUGGUGCAGAGGCACUGGGCACAGAUGCAGUUCCUGGGUUUUUGCCUGCUGAGACUGUAGUGGAAAAGAAGAGUGACGAAGAAAUGGCAGUUCCUGCUGACGAGGAUCAGAAUACUUGUGCCCUAUGUGGAGAACCUUUUGAAGAGUUCUACAGUGACGAAACUGAGGAAUGGAUGUACAAAGGCGCUGUCUAUUUAAAUGCACUAGAUGUGUCAACAGCAGGCAUUGAUAGAUCUCACUUAGGUCCUAUAGUGCAUGCUAAAUGCAGAUCGGAGUCGAGUAUCAUUCCCCCUGAAAGUUUUGGACAAGAUGAAGGGGGAGCUAUUGAAGAGGGUAGUCAAAGAAAACGAAUGAGGACUUAGUGUAGUUAGGUCAACUUGAUUGUCUUCCUGUAACUUAUUGAGUUUCUUCAUGUUUAUGGUACGCGCUUAACUUGUUUUUACAGUAGUGUUGGAGCUUGCAGUACCAUGGCAUCAUGCCAGAAUCUUGUACAUGUAUAGUUGGAUUUGUACCAUUCACAUUAUCUUGCAGCAAAGGUCAGAUUUUUUUCAA
Molecule: messenger RNA, 3328 nt
Organism: Humulus lupulus (European hop)
Lineage: Eukaryota; Viridiplantae; Streptophyta; Magnoliopsida; Rosales; Cannabaceae
Product: polyadenylation and cleavage factor homolog 4
Exons: 8
Coding region: 310-3138 (942 amino acids)
Biological process (GO): termination of RNA polymerase II transcription
Cellular component (GO): cytoplasm; mRNA cleavage factor complex
Molecular function (GO): mRNA binding; RNA polymerase II complex binding
Source: RefSeq, a predicted model, not a curated record